AUGGAUAAACAAUUUUGUUAUCGAAAGUCAGCGGAAACAGGAAACCUUAAGCAGAGGAAACACGUUGUUGAUAUUAUUGGGAAGAAUUGGGAAGUUCUGUGUUCAAUAAAUUCUGUCAACAAACUUCCUUCAAUUGCAGAUUCAAAGUGCGGAAAAGAAAACAAGAAGAAAGAAAAGACUUUGACCAAGAGGGCUUCACUGAAGAAGACACCAGGCCAGGCCAGCGACGAGAAAUCAGCGAAGUGUAAAUAA
Messenger RNA from Clunio marinus, 252 nucleotides. Lineage: Eukaryota; Metazoa; Arthropoda; Insecta; Diptera; Chironomidae. The record is from the annotation of a GenBank genome assembly.